Molecule: messenger RNA, 1699 nt
Organism: Brienomyrus brachyistius
Lineage: Eukaryota; Metazoa; Chordata; Actinopteri; Osteoglossiformes; Mormyridae
Gene: fuca2
Product: alpha-L-fucosidase 2
Exons: 7
Coding region: 103-1482 (459 amino acids)
Biological process (GO): glycoside catabolic process; fucose metabolic process
Cellular component (GO): lysosome
Molecular function (GO): alpha-L-fucosidase activity
Source: RefSeq, a predicted model, not a curated record
GGUAUCAUGUGAUUAAACCCGGAAAUAAAGAUCAUGUGCUUGUAAACAAAGGGGUUUGUAGAAACCUGUUACGUGUAAUUUUUAUGUCUGAAUGUGACAGCAAUGGUCCCCUCGCUGUCGAAAUACACGAUUGAAGCUUUGCUUCUGCUCGUUUCGGUGUUUAUCGGCAGCUGUAGAUGUCAGUAUCAGCCCACUUGGGAGUCUAUUGACUCCCGACCCUUGCCGGAAUGGUACGAUCAAGCUAAAUUCGGGAUUUUCGUGCAUUGGGGAGUGUUUUCUGUCCCAAGUUUUGGAAGCGAAUGGUUUUGGUGGUACUGGCAAAAACAGAAAUUGGCGCCAUAUGUUGAUUUUAUGCGACAGAAUUAUCCGCCUGAUUUUCAGUACCCCGAUUUUGCACCUCAGUUCACCGCGGAGUUCUUCGACGCAAAGCAGUGGACGGAAAUCUUUGCAGCCUCAGGAGCGAAAUAUGUUGUACUCACAACAAAGCACCACGAAGGUUUCACGCUCUGGGGUUCUAAGUACUCUUGGAACUGGAAUGCAGUUGACGUUGGGCCACAGCGGGACAUCGUCGGGGAAGUAGCUGACGCCAUUCGGGCCAACAGUGAGCUCCGUCUGGGGCUGUACCAUUCCCUAUUCGAGUGGUUCCACCCACUCUUCUUGCAGGAUGCCGCGAAUGUCUUCAAAACCAGGGAGUUCCCCAUGACCAAAUCCCUGCCCGAGCUCUAUGAGAUCGUCAACAAGUACCAGCCAGAGGUGCUGUGGUCAGAUGGGGAUGGAAAUGCCCCAGAUACCUACUGGAAUAGCACAGGCUUUCUGGCUUGGCUAUAUAAUGAAAGCCCUGUGAGCAAAACCGUCGUGACAAAUGACCGCUGGGGACUUGAUAGUAUCUGCAAGCACGGGGGAUAUUACACCUGCGCAGACCGCUACAACCCCGGGCACCUGCUGAAUCAUAAAUGGGAGAACUGCAUGACUAUAGACCAGAAGUCCUGGGGAUACCGGAGGAAUGCAGAGCUGAAGGAUUACCUCACCAUUGAGCAGCUAGUGGCGACAUUAGUGGAGACUGUGUCCUGUGGGGGUAACCUCUUGAUGAACAUUGGGCCCACGCACGACGGACGCAUCGCCCCAAUCUUUGAGGAACGCCUGCGACAGAUGGGCCAGUGGUUGAACGUCAACGGGGAAGCCAUCUACAACACUAGUGCAUGGAGGGCCCAGAACGAUACCACCUAUCCAGGAGUCUGGUAUACAUGGAAACCUGAGACGAAAGACAUAUAUGCAGUGUUCUUACAGUGGCCCACAAACGGAACAGUAAACCUCAAUGUUCCAGUUGUUUUUAAGGAUACUAAGGUGGUUCUUCUGGGAUAUGCUCAGCCUCUGAAGUGGAUUGCCUUGAAUCCUGGACUGACAGUCUACCUGCCUACACUUUCUGUCAGUCAGAUGCCCUGCUUCUGGGCUUGGACUCUCAAACUGAGUGGAGCAAAUUGAGUCAUUUUAUCUUAAUUUUUAAAAAUCUUAAUUAUUAAUAUCUCUGUAUAUUGAUUUUUUUUUUCAAUAAUUCUACCACACGAUGUUUUUUCUGUCCACCUCAAUGUGUUUUGUUUACAUUUUUUUUAAUUGAAUUGAUUUACAUUGCUACAUUUUCAUGGUAAUAUAUAUAAUAUGGUGUAAUUAAAAUCCAGAGAAAUAAAAAUUCUACGUUUCA